UUCAGGAGGGACUCCUUACUCCCAUGCUUCACUCUCCUCUGCUUGCUUGUGGGUGGCACAUCCCACCUGCAGCGAUGCAAACUCUCCAAACCUCUUAUCUCUUCUGUGUCCCUAAAACCCUAAACCCUUCCUCUCACCAUUUCGGUUCUCAACGUCGUUCUCUGCUCGUCGGAAACCAACCAUUUUCCAUCAACUUUGUUGCCAAGGCUUUUAGCUCCGAUGAAUUCCCCGUUGACGAGACCUUCCUGGAGAACUUUGGUCCCAAAGACAAAGAAACUGAAGAUGAAGCUCGAAGGCGCAAUUGGAUCGAGCGCGGCUGGGCUCCAUGGGAGGAGGUACUCACUCCGGAAGCGGACUUUGCGCGCAAGAGCUUGAAUGAAGGCGAAGAGGUUCCUCUUCAAUCUCCCGAAGCUAUCGAGGCAUUCAAAAUGCUGAGCCCCAAUUAUAGGAAGAAGAAGAUGGAAGAGAUGGGGUUGACUGAAGACGACUAUUAUCGUAGGCAAUUUGAGAUAAAGGGAGAGAUACCGCCACCUCUGGAGACGUAUUGGGCUGGUCCAAUGGUCAUGCGACUCGUGCCGCCGAGGGAUUGGCCCCCUAGAGGUUGGCAGGUAGAUAGGAAGGAAUUGGCGUUUAUACGCGAGGCACAUAAGCUGCAGGCAGAGAGAAUCACUCUGGAGGAGUUGGAAGCCGGGGUUAGCACGGAAACAGAUGAGUUGUGCUUGGACAGGUACAAGAUGUUUGUCAAGCAAUACACCGAGUGGGUGGAAGCAAACAGGGACAAAUUGGAGGAGGAAUCUUACAAGUAUGAUCAAGAUUACCAUCCUGGUAGGAGGAAAAGGGGCAAGGACUACAAGGAGGGCAUGUAUGAGCUUCCCUUCUAUUAUCCUGGCCAAAUUUGUGAAGGGAAGGUGACAACAUUGCACCUCUAUCAAGGGGCAUUUGUUGACAUUGGUGGGGUAUAUGAUGGGUGGGUUCCUAUAAAGAAUAAUGAUUGGUAUUGGAUCCGCCAUCAUAUAAAAGUGGGGAUGCAUGUCAUGGUUGAAGUUACGGCAAAGCGCGACCCGUACCGCUUCCGAUUCCCUAUUGAACUUCGGUUUGUCCAUCCAAAUAUAGAUCAUCUGAUCUUUAACAGAUUUGACUUCCCGCCAAUAUUUCACCGUGAUGAUGAUGACAACCCAGACGAAAUACGGCGUGAUUCUGGACGACCACCCAUUCCUAGAAAAGAUCCAGGAGACAAACCAGAGGAAGAACCUCUCCUGUCAAACCACCCAUAUGUUGAUAAGUUGUGGCAAAUCAAUGUUGCCGAGCAAACAAUUUUGGAUGACAUGGAGAUUAAUCCUGGAAAAUACGAAGGCAAAAAGCUGUCGGACUUGACUGAUAGCGAGGACUUUGAUGAAGAAAACUCUGUAGAGUAUACACAAGCUUAUUAUAAGAAAACAUUACUACCAAAAGUGAUUCUGAAAACAAGUGUCAAAGAGCUUGACCUGGAGGCAGCACUUGCUGAGCGCGAGUACCAUAAUAAACUGAGGAAGGAAGCAAUGGAGAGAGGAGAAAAAUACAAAGUAGCAAAACUGAGGCGCAACAUUGAGAUGGAUGAGUAUGACUUAAUGCACUGGCGGAGAUCAUUGGAAGAGAGAGAAGCGUUACUUAGAGACAUCAGCUGUCGUAAGUCUCUUGGUCUGCCAUUGGAAGAGCCUGGAAGAUAUGUAGAUGCUAGCUUUUUUGGCAAAGACCAAUAUGAUCCUUCAAGCCCGCUUUAUCGAUAUGAUUAUUGGGGAGAACCCAAGAACUCGGAGAAGAGCAAGCAAGAGAGGAUGGCAGACGCCCAUAACAAAUCAAUAGUGGGAAAGGGUACUUUGUGGUACGAAAUGUCAUAUGAUGAUUGCAUCAAGCAACAGAUGAAAAGGGAAGCCCAGUCCCAAGAACCACAGGAGAAAGCUGACGAUGAAGAUGAAACACAGCACAGUGAUGAAGAUGAAGAUGACGACGAUGACCUUGACUUCAGCGUUCUAAGCAGUCUUGGUAUUAAUGUAUCAGAUCAGCUCCAUGUUAAUGGAACUGAAUCUUCUAGAAUGUCUGAUGCGGGUAUUUUUGAGGACUAAUGCUCUAUACUUUUCUGAGCCGAAGUCAAUUUUGCUUCUUGUAUAGUUGCGCGCGGCUUCUCUCCAAUACCAUUACCGUCCGCUGCCUAUCCUUUUCCUGCAA
Neltuma alba is the source of this 2205-nucleotide messenger RNA. Its product is annotated as protein PLASTID TRANSCRIPTIONALLY ACTIVE 10. The record is from RefSeq and is a predicted model, not a curated record. Gene Ontology annotation, cellular component: chloroplast; plastid-encoded plastid RNA polymerase complex. The transcript has 12 exons. Bases 24 to 2102 code for a protein of 692 amino acids. Lineage: Eukaryota; Viridiplantae; Streptophyta; Magnoliopsida; Fabales; Fabaceae. Gene Ontology annotation, molecular function: RNA binding.